Phasianus colchicus (ring-necked pheasant) is the source of this 2375-nucleotide messenger RNA. It is a transcript of the gene PLAU, whose product is annotated as plasminogen activator, urokinase. Gene Ontology annotation, biological process: regulation of cell adhesion mediated by integrin; plasminogen activation. Gene Ontology annotation, molecular function: serine-type endopeptidase activity. NCBI's taxonomy places the organism in Eukaryota, Metazoa, Chordata, Aves, Galliformes, Phasianidae. The record is from RefSeq and is a predicted model, not a curated record.
CCGGGCCUUUAUAGCGCCCGUCCCGCACCGCCGCUGCAGCUGCACCGUGCCUGGCUCAGCCGCUCCUGUCGAAUCAAAAGAAAACUAAGUCGAGGAACAAAGUGAGAACUUAACUAUCAACAUGAAGUUACUCAUCUUCCUCACAAUAACUCUCGGCACGCUUGUCACAGGACUAGAUUCUGUUUACAUCAGGCAGUACUACAAAUUAUCACAUAAACACAGAUCCCAACAUAGAGAAUGCCACUGUCUGAAUGGUGGAACCUGCAUUACCUAUCAGUUCUUCAGCCAAAUAAAGCGCUGCCUGUGCCCAGAAGGAUAUGGUGGGCUUCACUGUGAAAUAGACACUGACAGCAUGUGCUACAGCGGGAAUGGGGAGAGCUACAGAGGAAUGGCAGCAGAUCCAGGUUGUCUGUAUUGGGACCUUCCUUCAGUAAUCAGGAGGGGUGAUUACCAUGUUGAUUUGAAGAAUGCUCUGCAGCUUGGACUGGGCAAACAUAACUACUGCAGAAACCCAAAUGGAAGGAGCAGGCCUUGGUGCUACACCAAGAGAGGAUACUCCAUUCAAGAAACACCCUGCAGCACCAUAGAGAAGUGUGGGAGUACAUGUGGCCAAAGAAGCUUCAGCAAGUACUUCAAGAUUGUUGGUGGAAGCCAGGCUGAGGUUGAGACUCAACCUUGGAUUGCUGGCAUCUUCCAGAACAUGAUGGGCACUGACCAAUUUCUGUGCGGUGGCAGCCUCAUCGACCCUUGCUGGGUGCUUACAGCAGCACAUUGUUUCUAUGAUCUGACAAAAAAGCAACCAAACAAGUCAGCCUACAAAGUCUUCCUUGGAAAGUCCGUAUUGAAUGCUACCGAUGAACAUGAACAGGUGUUCAUGGUGGAUGAAAUAAUCUCUCAUCCUGACUUUACAGACUACACAGGAGGCAACGACAAUGAUAUUGCUUUGAUAAGAAUAAGAACAGCUUCUGGACAGUGUGCAGUAGAAUCCAACUAUGUCAGAACAGUCUGCUUGCCAGAGAAGAACCUUGAGCUAUACGACAAUACCCGGUGUGAAAUAGCUGGCUAUGGAAAACAGAAUUUUUACGAUAUUUACUAUGCUCAAAGACUAAUGUCAGCCACUGUAAACUUAAUAUCACAGGACACUUGCAAAAAUAAAUACUAUGAUAGCAUCAGAGUUACUGACAACAUGGUCUGCGCUGGAGACCCAGCAUGGGAAACAGAUGCAUGCAAGGGAGAUUCUGGUGGCCCCAUGGUCUGUGAGCACAAUGGCAGGAUGACACUUUAUGGGAUUGUCAGCUGGGGAGACGGCUGUGCAAAGAAAAACAAGCCCGGUGUUUACACCAGAGUUACUCGCUACCUUAACUGGAUUGACUCUAAUAUGAAUGCAGUGGUUACCAAAAGUCGCUCUUUCCCUGAACCAAAGUGACCACCUGUGUACUACUGGACUUGAAUAACAGUGAGACUGUGGUGAUGCCAGGACACCAAAGCCCUGAAUAUCAGAGUUCUUGCUUUUAACUGAUCAUGUAGUUUACCACUACAGUGUUUCUGAUGCAGAAGUUGAUACUAUCUCACUACUCUUAGUUACUGAAAACCACUCAAUGGGAAUCUAAAAUAUUUAACAUUUAAAUGAGUAUUCCCACGAGCAAUACUGUACAUAUGAAGUUAACUGUCCACUUAAUUUACAAACUGGCAUUUGUUCUGGAAGUAUUGGUGAAACUUUAAGUUACUUAACUUGUGCAUUUUGUAUAUGGCAUCUAACAUCUUUCCCCAUCACUCCAAACAACAUGGAUUGAUAGAAACCUAACCUAUGAAGGCCAGUACUGGGAAUGUGAACAGACUUUGCCUCAGAAUGUGCAAGAAACUGCAUCAGCAUUGAUUAUCAUCAAUGUGUGAAGAAGGACUGAAGUCCACUCUGACUGAAGCAGCACUUGGUAUACAGGACUCAUUCCUGUAAACCCCCAAAAUACUAAAAUCUUAGCAAUGGCAACUGCAGCUGUGUUAGCAUUAAAAACUCUUGAGGUAUUCCACCAAAAAACUGUGCUAAAGAGGGAAAACUAUUAAUGUGACUGCACUUCCAGGUCCCAUCCAAAGGAGCCUGGGUUCCCUUAGAAGUCUGAUGGUACCACUUUUCUCCAUUACCUAUGCAACCAAGAGAAGAGCUACGGAUUCAACAUGCACUGAGUGCUACAGAUGUUGAAAGUCAGAACAAGAGUCAGAACUUUAUUUCCAUUCAUCUAACUGAUAUGAUAUGGAAAUAACUUUUUUUCCCCCCUCAAGACUUCUACUGAUUUUAUUUUUAAACUUUUUUUUUAUAGAUGGAAUUAUUUGCAUGAGGGCUGGAACCUCAUUUUAUUUAAUUUUUACUAUGUUUAACU